ACCACGUUGCUAGGGCCAACUAAUGGCACGCGCGACAAAACUAUCAACAACUUUUUCACGUCUCGCCGUUACGUUACCACAUGCCGAUUCACCCACAAUCACAUGCAUGAUCGUUACUGAAGCUGCACAUUUUCACACCUUUCUUGUGUUUUCUUCGAUCUUAAUUCUUGUCUUAACAAGUCAACAGUGUAGUAGGCAACACUUAACGUGAAAUGGCCCAAGGAGAUCCGAUGAAAUGGAACCUGCCGGGGUGGCGAAUCGAGCAAAAAUACUCCCCAGGUGUUCUGAUUGGAAAUUGGUCUGAAAACAGAAACAAGUUUCAAAGAGCACCGAUUAAGUCUGGUUCAACACACAGGACCGACUUUGUGAAAUAUCCCCAGUACAGACCAGACGUCAUGACACGAAGAAAUGCAAUGAUGAAAAAUGAUGGUCUUGACAACAAACAUCUGUUUGCUCAUCAUAACAAUGACUUCUCCAGCAAUCUGAUCUCAUGGUAUGACGAGCAGUUCAACAAACGGGAGAGAAUGGGUAGAGACACUCUACCAGAGCUGCGAUACUGGGACUCCAACAGACUAGCCUGGGAACCAGAAAAAUCCGAUCACCCAAUCAGAGAUGGCCCAUCCACCAACUUUGGCCUGCAAGAAAAGCUGAAUGAUAAAUGGAAGAGAGAGCAAGCCCUGGCCGGUCUAGGUGAAUACCACACCACGUACGGUCAGUCGUACAUCCCGCAACCUUCCAAUGCACUCGUUAGGAAUCACUAUGCACCACCGAGGGAGCUCUCUACCAGACUGCAUCCCGUCAACCUGAUCAAUAAGGAUCUAGGUCUCAGGAGCGUGAACGUUUUACAGACACCACAAGAGUUACAAUUGCCAACGAGAACUGAGCCUGCCACAAGAAGUUUGCAUGGUCCUACUCAAGUCUCUGUGUAAAGUGACAAA
Messenger RNA from Patiria miniata (bat star), 938 nucleotides. RefSeq lists its product as uncharacterized. The transcript has 4 exons. NCBI's taxonomy places the organism in Eukaryota, Metazoa, Echinodermata, Asteroidea, Valvatida, Asterinidae. Bases 213 to 929 code for a protein of 238 amino acids. The record is from RefSeq and is a predicted model, not a curated record.